Messenger RNA from Ictalurus punctatus (channel catfish), 7283 nucleotides. It is a transcript of the gene trim36, whose product is annotated as tripartite motif containing 36. Gene Ontology annotation, molecular function: protein binding; zinc ion binding. The coding region runs from base 3430 to 5235 and encodes 601 amino acids. The record is from RefSeq and is a predicted model, not a curated record. The transcript has 9 exons. NCBI's taxonomy places the organism in Eukaryota, Metazoa, Chordata, Actinopteri, Siluriformes, Ictaluridae.
CAGACACCAGAAUAUGAAAUAAUGUUUCUUGGGGACAGUUUUCAGUCCGUUAGUGUGCUGUGCAACAGAAAAUGUGAACGUGUUUACUUGUUUUGCACUUUUCUUUCCUGCCAUCUGGGAGCCUAGAUAUUAGUGAAGUCUGGGGUGAGGAAGGAGAAAGCACAAGAAUGAAACUUAUACCAGCUAAUGUGAAUAUUAAGCUUUUUAAUUAAUUAUUCAUCCACACAUGCCUAAGCAAACCUAGCUCUAUUUACAAUUUUAGUGUAAUCUUCAGUGCUGAAAGCCUACUGUCUGUGUUCUUGCAUGCAAUAAUGUUUUAGUUAGUUGUAAACUUGCUAUAUAGUUCCUUUCCUAACCUUCAGAGGACACGAAUGAUUCUCUGUUACCAAAUGUGGUGCAUAAAGUUUAGCGAGACAGCUGGAUUAUUGUAUUAAAUAGCACAUUUAGUGAGAUGUAGGCAUGUGUGUGGACCCCCAGCAGAGAGGAAGGGAUUGAUGUUUUCUAGUUCUACCUCUUACAAAGAGUUGUCAUGGUGAGGCAGUCUGGCAUGAGGAGGAUUAAAUCAAACCUUGGGACGAGAACCUCCAGGCUUCUUUUAUGCCAUCCAACAUUUGCUUAAGCAAAUUAUUCAAGCUUUUAUUUUUGGCUGUCCAUCAAAGAUAUGCAUCGAGCUCCUGUGAAUUAACAAAUGUGUCCCUGUUGUCUUCAUCUACAGCGUCAGCUUUGCAUUGAAAUGUGUGACAUGUAAUAUGAUUUCAUGUUUGUGCAAUCCUGGGCUGUAGCCCAGUCUCAUGCCACAUUUGUUCACAUUUGUUCUGUGUUAAGUCUUAUUUUAUUUCACUUCUCUGUUUGUUGCUUGCAGCCUCACUCAGAAGGUCGUUUGGAGGGAGAGGUAGAUGUGGGUUGUAUAAUUUGAAUAGCUGUAGUGAGUACAGUGUUUUGUAGAACCCCUGUGAACACACACUGCUUCUCUGUAGACACAAACACUUCCUUGUACGGUGUAAUGGAAUAACGGAAAUGAUGUUUUCACAACUUUUUUUUUUUUACUGAGCAUAUUCACUGCAUAAUGUGGUGCAGCACUGAAGCCACACAUUUACAUAUUUAUUUAUUAAGAGUGUAGAGAGAGCGUGUAGUCGAGAGAGCCGGGGAUGUUGCUGUGGAGGUGUGUUGGACUGGAAUGUGUGGGUCACUGUGCAGUGUUCCCCUGCUGUGAAACGCAAAUAUAUUUCUAAAUACCAUUUCACAGUAGUGACCUACUUUACAUUCACUUUUAUAAUUCACUUUGAAUUUCAGUAAUGCUGUGAAGUGUAUUUAAAAUGUUCAGGUCUCUAAGACCCGCCCCCCCAACCAAACACACACACACACAUCCGAAAAUGUCAUUCUUCCUGUCAGUGCAGGCGUACGUGUGACGGACGGAUAAUAUUGAGAAAGGGUUAACAGAAAACAUUAAACCCUGCAGCAAAAAAAAAGUUUGAAUCAACAUUUCAGCUCAACAUUUCAGCUCAACAUUUCAGCCAUUGACGUCACUAAAAUUCAAAUUCAUUAUUAUUAUUUUUUUAAACAUUUUUUACACUAAUGAACAUUAUGUUAAUAUGCUUUAUGUUUAUAACAAUCUGACAGCCACUACAGAUAUUUCCACGUUGUAUUCAUUAAUCAUAUGAAAGAAAACACCCAACGAAAGUGUUCUGGAGCGCUUGAAACACAUGCCAUGUCGCUCCUGGUGUAAAUCUGUCAAAUAUAGGCCCGAGGUACCUGAUCUGUGUCCACUGUCGUUUAAGACUUUAAAAAGAGUUGAACAUUGUUGGAAUUGUAUUUUAUCUUGCAAGCUUCGUCUCCGAUAUCCGAUCUCCUGCCCACGUGAGGGUAAAAAAAAAACUCGCCCACUCCUCUGGUAUUUUUUUUUAGGCCCGAUGAACAGCUCUAACUUACUCAAAACCACAGUGCUGCUCUCUGCUAGACAUGUUUUAAUUUUCACAUUGACCUCCUGUGGACAUAUGGCAUAACGAAUGGCUGAAUAGGGAUUUCAGUAUUUAUUUGAGUACUGGUGCAUCAGAUGGUUAAUGGGCAUUUGAAUAUCUCUGCACAUGCCUAGCUUCAACAGAAAGAGAUCAUCAGGUCAGAUCUAUUAUUAAUUCCUUCUUAAAAAAAAAAAAUAAUAAUAAUUGGUUUAUUCAGUCCAGCUCCUAUUUGUCUCACAGCCAGCAGAUGGCCGUAAAAUUACUAACCGCUCCUUUAAAACCCAAUAACUAGAUAGAAUGAGCAUUUUAUUCAGACGUUCAUUUUGGUCCAUACACGAUUAUGCACAGGUUUUUUUUUGUGAUUGUUGCAGCCAAAAAUGCUUGCUUUUUGCUGUGGUGCUUUUUUGUUUGUUUGUUUGUUUUUUUUGUGGAAAACAACUUGAAUUGUGAAAUUGCAAAAAUAGUUUUGCACGGUCUUUUGUAGUGAUGUUUGUUGGUAAAUGAGACCUUUUUAGCUGUACUCAUAUUAGAUGCAUGUGAAUUGAAGAGGGCUUUGGCUGAAUGCGUGUUGUGGUGAUGUCACAUGAUGCGCCUUGCGGUAAUUUUGAAAAAUUGCAAGCUCGUCUGAAUAUUUGUGAAUGUUUGUUUUGAUCUUGAGUUAGUUUUCUGGAGGGACUGUCACUUAAUGAAAUGUGCAUUGUUCAUUUUGGAUGGGUUCUUUGUACCGUUGAUUUGUUAAUAGCAUGUCUAUUCUCCUAACUAAUCAAUCAAUGCAUCAGUGCACUACUCGGUUCUAGCCUGGUCCUUAAAAAAAUUUAAAAAUUGUAUGUAAUUUUAGAUGUCUCAACACAAGCCUCAGACAGACGUGCUUAUAUUCAGUGUUACUCCCAUCAGUAAAUAUGCUCAGUAUUUCAAACAUGCAGGCGUAAUUUUUGGAUGCGUUUCAAAGCGUUAUACUCUUCCACCCACCUUAGAUGUUAAUAGCACGCAUCAGUUUGCAAUUAGUGAUGUUAAAUUGAGAAACUUCUUCUGCGAAAUUUAAAGUGACCGAGGCAGGUCAGAAGGCAGAUAAUGCAUUCGAGUGCAUCACUUUUUUUUUUUUUUUUUCAGUUUUAGGGUAGUACCGUAAUCUUGAAAGAGAGGGUGCUUGCCGUUGAUUUCUGGUUUUUGUAGGGCCAGGCACUUCUAUGCUCUGCCAGAAUGGCCUUACGAUGACUUGCUGGUCUGAGCGUUUUAUUUUCUUUCCCCUCCUCUUGCCUGAGUGUCAUUGCGGCAGCAGCAGCAGGCCCCAGCGAGCCGCGCUGCAGAUGCUGCCUGCUCCUCCCCUCCCCGAGCAGCACAGCGCAACCACGGCCUAAGGUCCGUGUCAUCCUCCCCCGGCUGGAGGCGCUCCUCGGUCACCCCCCGUGUCACCAGCUUCCCAUGCCCAGGUUGCCAGCGUGACAUAGAGCUGGGCGAGCGGGGCAUCAGCAUGCUCUUCCGAAACUUCACGCUGGAGAGCAUUGUGGAGCGCUACAGGCAGGCGGCCCGUGCCGCUGUCGCCAUCAUGUGCAACCUGUGCAAGCCGCCUGCUGUGCAGGAGGCCACCAAGAGCUGCAUGGACUGCAAGGCGAGCUACUGCAAUGAGUGCUUCAAGCUGCACCACCCGUGGGGGACACCCAGGGCCCAACACGAGUACGUUGGGCCUACUACUAACUUCAGACCAAAGGUGUUGAUGUGUCCUGAGCAUGAGAUGGAGAAAGUUAACAUGUACUGCGAGGUGUGUCGCCGGCCAGUGUGCCACCUCUGCAAACUUGGCGGUUCUCAUGCUAACCAUAAGGUCACGUCCAUGAGCAGUGCCUACAAGGUCCUGAAGGAUAAGCUAGCAAAAAGUAUCCAUUACUUAAUUAGCAAAGAGGAACAAGUGAAGACUCAGAUUUCUGAACUUGAGGUCAUGAUUCGGCAGACCGAGGAAAAUGGACAACUCGCAGAGAGACAGGCGAACGAGCACUUUGAGCGUCUAUUUGAGACUCUGCAGGAAAGGAAGACUGAAUUGUUGCGGUCCAUCGAGCUGUCCAGGAACCGGCGUCAGGACAAGCUCAAGAGCCAGGUGGAUGAGUACCAGGGCAUGCUGGAGAACAGCGGUUUAGUGGGUUACGCACAGGAAGUCCUCAAGGAGACUGACCAAUCCUGCUUUGUUCAGACGGCUAAGCAGCUCCACAUCAGGGUUCAGAAAGCCACAGAGUCAUUGAAGACCUUUCAGCCUGCUGCUAACCCCUCGUUUGAUGAGUUUAUCCUGGACACCUCAAAGGAAGAGUCCUUGCUGAAAGACCUUUCCUUUGGUGGAGUUCCCAAUCCUCCCAUGAUUGACCUGUCUCAGAGUCGUGUGUAUAACGAGGGCCUGAUUCACUGGAGGCUGCAUGAGGACUGUCUGCCCACAGACCACCAUGUCCUUGAGUAUAGAAAAGUGCCUGCAAAGGAUGAGGAGGAGAGCCAGUGGCACCUGACCGAGCGUGUGCACGGCUCCAGCACAGUGGUGUGUGACUUGGAUAGUGAUUGCCGCUACGCGUUCAGGGUGCGGAGCAGCCGCAAUACCAUUCACAGCCCCUACAGCCCUGAGGUGUCCUUUCACACACCACCUGCACCAGUGUUCGGCUUCCUGUUCAAUGAGAAAUGUGGCUACAGUGCAGAGCGUCUGCAGUUGAGCAAGAGGAAGGAUUCUGUGGAAAGCAUGGCUGGCAUGGUCUUCCUGUUGGCCGCUGAUCGGGUCCAGACUGGAAGUUACGUAUGCCUUGACUACAUCAUCGGUGACACGGGCAUAUCACAUGGCCGCCACUACUGGGCUUUCCAUGUGGAGCCUAGCUCUUACAUGGUGAAAGUGGGUGUGGCGUCAGAUGCGAAGAUGAGCGAGUGGUUCCACAACCCCCAUGACACCAGCAGCCCAAGGUACGACCAUGACAGUGGGCAUGACAGCGGCAGCGAGGACACGUGCUAUGAGCUCUCACAGCCUUUCACUCUACUCACAGCAGGCAUGGGCAAGCUCUUUAUUCCCAAAGCGUCCCACACUGCAGCCGCAGGAGACCAUGGCAGCCGUGUUCUUCCUCUGCCUCAGCGAAUCGGCAUCUGCCUUGACUACGAUGCCGGCCGCGUAUUCUUCUACGACGCUGACUCGAUGCGCUGCCUCUACGAGCGUCGGGUGGACUGUUCCGGGACCAUGUACCCUGCGUUCGGCCUCAUGGGGGGCGGAGCCAUCCACCUGGAGGAGUUCAUCACAGCCAAGCGCCUCUCUUACAUGUGAAGUGUCCGAGUCGAUCUACUGAUCCGUAACUCUACUAUUCUAUUGGUUUAUUUUGUCAUGAUAUGUAGCUAUCUGUGGGGAAAAAAAACACUAUUUCAGUUUGAGUCACGAGUAACCUGAAAAAAAACCCUUGGUUCAGUGCCUUUUAGGAGACCAACUAGGCAGGUGUUUAGAUUAUAACAUCCUCACCUAUACACAUCAGGGUUUACUAACAGUCACAGAAAUGCAAAAGAACACACUAUACCUUAAUAUAAUGCAAAGUUUUACAGAUGUCACCUAUUUGCCGUUCACAUGUGAGCCAUUUAACGAUUGUCUGAUUGUUGCAGAUCGACACCUGUGCACUAAUAAUAACCGGCUUUGUAAACUAUUCUGAUUGUAGAAAUGCUGCUUGGGCAGGCUUUUUUUUCUAUUAGGAAAAAGAAUAAGGUUUGUUUUAAGAAUAAUCAAGAAUGAUCUAAUAAAUAAUUUGCAGUGAAAUUGAAUCUAUUCUAUCUAUCAGUCUGUCUUAAAACAUAAGUGCUUGCUCGCAGUGGAUUGUCACAUAUACAUGUAAGUACACCUUUUAGUGAUUGGUAAGGAAUUGAAUGCAGCAUUGAAUGGCUUUCGCAUUUUGAAUGUGUGUGUGUAUAUAUUUUUAAAAUGAAAAGUAGCAUUUGAAUCACAAUGUGCUGCUAGGUUUAAACCAGGGUACGAGUACGAACACUGAUUCAGAAGGUGAUUGGGUUAAUAUGCACCAUCACAGCCAGUGCAAAAAUGACGGGAAGAAACUGACACGGUCUUAGUGAAUGAUCGGAUGUUUUGCAGCAGGAUUGCUGGCUAUAAAGGGACUUAACUGGAGUAGUAGUAGAUGGAGUGGGAUUGCCAUGUGAUUCCUCAGGUGCUCACCUUAUGGGCUUUCUGAUAUCUACCUCUUAGUCCUGAAAUAACAACAAUAAUAAUAGGCACUGGUUUUAUGCUUGUAUUAUUUUGAGGUAGUGGUAUAGCACGUGCCUAUUCACUAAACCUCAAAGGGAAUGUUUUCCUCUUAAGCUGGAACCCUAUGAGUUACCAAAUCAAAGCAUUUUAUUCCUGUUUUAAGUCAUUUAUCUCUUUGAUUUCAUUGCAAACUGAUGGCUUUUUUUUUUUUUUUUUAAUGAAUGCAUUUUUCAAAUUUCACUGCUUUUCAAUCCUUUCCUACUUGAUGGUUUGCUGUGGUUUUUUUUGUUUGUUUUUUUGUCGCCUUUUAUUGUAGCAUAAAACCUUUUAUGAAAGGAACUUUAGUUUUAAAGAUCACAUUAAGUCCUUUUUUUUUUUUUGUAAAAUUUUUAUUUUUAAAAAAUCUCUCUUCACUAAUAUUUAAUAUAUUUUAAGUGUAGUGUCCUGGGAAUUUGUCAGUAGAAAUCAGUUUGUUUGUCAUGAAAAUAAAUCAUGUGAAUAAUGGUAUUGUCACAUCAGGAAAUGGUGAAAUCAUGGUAAGCUCUUCCAGUAGUUACUUUUCAUAAACACUAAUUAUUGUUCAUCACGUUUCUUUCCACAGUGGAUUCAAGGGAGAAUCUAUGCACGUUAGUUUACAGUUUAUGGCUUGUGUUCUUGUGAAGUUACAAUGUUUGUGGCACAGAGUGUAAUCGUAACCAAGAAGUCACCAUUUAGUUCCUUGUACACGUUAAGCUGUUCGGUCUUUGAGGGGGGAGGGGGGGUUGUGGGACAGUUCUGUUUUCACGAAUCACUUUUGAUGUAGAUUUAGUGGUAGAGUAUCAAGAUACUGUGAGCUGUACUUGCUUAUUAAACAGGACAUGAUGUUUUAGUGGUCAUUUUAACUCAUUUUAAGAUAGCACUUUAUAGCAUGUUAAGUCUCAUGGCUUUGUGCAAGCGUGUAUGUGAAGUAGUGUGCAAUAUAAUUUCCCCCACAGGAUGUACUGUGCUCUUCAAAUGAGCUGUGGUGUGACGUUUGCUUUUUGUGACUAUAAUGCUUCAAUGAGGAUGAAAAGUUGUCUGUCACUUGUAUCUAUAUUCAUUUUUUUUUUUUUUUUUUUUUUUUUUUUAAUUUACCAUGUGGGGUUUUGAUAUAA